GCAAAAUACAUUUCUCAGUGCAUUGAUGAGAUCAAGCAAGAGUUGAAGCAAGACAACAUUGCAGUGAAGGCAAAUGCAGUCUGCAAGCUGACAUAUUUACAAAUGCUAGGGUACGACAUCAGCUGGGCUGCCUUCAACAUCAUUGAGGUGAUGAGCGCCUCCAAGUUCACAUUCAAGCGAGUUGGUUACCUUGCGGCCUCCCAGUGCUUUCACGAAGGCACCGACGUCAUCAUGCUGACGACAAACCAGAUCCGCAAGGACCUGAGCAGCCCCAGCCAGUACGACACUGGCGUUGCACUGACUGGUCUGUCCUGUUUUGUCACCCCAGAUCUCGCCAGAGACCUGGCAAAUGACAUCAUGACACUGAUGUCACACACGAAGCCAUACAUCAGGAAGAAGGCUGUGCUCAUCAUGUAUAAGGUCUUCCUUAAGUACCCUGAGUCGCUACGUCCCGCUUUCCCCCGGCUGAAGGAGAAGUUGGAGGACCCUGACCCCGGGGUCCAGUCAGCAGCUGUCAACGUUAUCUGUGAAUUGGCCAGACGCAACCCCAAGAACUACCUGUCCCUGGCCCCGCUCUUCUUUAAACUGAUGACGUCCUCCACCAACAACUGGGUCCUCAUCAAGAUCAUCAAACUGUUUGGUGCCCUGACCCCUCUGGAGCCAAGGCUAGGCAAGAAGCUGAUUGAGCCUCUCACCAACCUGAUCCACAGCACGUCUGCCAUGUCCCUUCUCUACGAGUGUGUGAACACCGUGAUUGCAGUGCUCAUCUCGCUGUCCUCCGGCAUGCCUAACCACAGCGCCAGCAUCCAGCUCUGUGUUCAGAAGCUGAGGAUACUGAUAGAAGACUCCGAUCAGAACUUGAAGUAUCUGGGGCUCCUGGCCAUGUCCAAGAUCCUGAAGACCCACCCCAAGUCUGUACAGUCACACAAGGACCUCAUCCUACAGUGCUUGGACGACAAGGACGAGUCCAUUCGGCUGCGAGCCCUCGAUCUGCUUUAUGGCAUGGUAUCCAAGAAGAACUUGAUGGAGAUCGUGAAGAAGCUCAUGACACAUGUAGACAAGGCUGAGGGCACCACCUACCGUGAUGAGCUGCUCACCAAGAUCAUCGACAUCUGUAGCCAGUCCAACUACCAGUACAUCACCAACUUUGAGUGGUAUAUUAGCAUCCUAGUGGAGUUGACGCGGUUGGAGGGCACCCGUCACGGCCACCUUAUUGCUGCCCAGAUGCUAGAUGUGGCCAUCCGAGUGAAGGCCAUUCGCAGGUUUGCUGUGUCCCAGAUGUCUGCACUACUUGACAGUGCCCACCUGGUAACUAGCAGCACACAGCGGAACGGGAUCUGCGAGGUGCUCUAUGCAGCUGCCUGGAUCUGUGGGGAGUUCUCGGAGCACCUGCAGGAGCCCCACCAAACCCUCGAGGCCAUGCUGCGGCCUAAAGUCACCACACUGCCUGGCCACAUCCAGGCUGUGUACGUGCAAAAUGUGGUCAAGCUGUAUGCAUCCAUCCUGCAGCAGCAGGAACAGGCAGCCGAGGCGGAGGCAGCUCAGGAGGUCACCCAGCUCAUGGUGGAGCGGCUGCCCCAGUUUGUGCAGAGCGCGGACCUCGAGGUGCAGGAGCGGGCGUCCUGCAUCUUGCAGUUGGUCAAACAUGUCCAGAAGCUGCAGGCCAAGGGUGUGCCUGUGGCAGAGGAAGUAAGCGCUCUCUUUGCCGGGGAGUUGAACCCAGUGGCUCCCAAGGCCCAGAAGAAGGUCCCAGUCCCUGAAGGUCUGGAUCUGGACGCCUGGAUCAAUGAGCCCCCCUCAGACAGUGAGUCUGAGGACGAGAAGCCCAAGGCCAUUUUCCAUGAUGAGGAGCAGAAGCAAGUCCGGCACAGGCAGCCUGAGGUGGAUGAGGAGGAACUGGCCCGGCGUCGAGAGGCCCGGAAGCAGGAGCAAGCCAACAAUCCCUUCUACAUCAAGAGUUCUCCAUCCCCUCAGAAGCGGUACCAAGACACACCGGGUGUGGAGCAUAUUCCUGUGGUGCAGAUCGACCUCACAGUCCCUCUGAAAGUUCCAGGGAUGCCCAUGUCGGAUCAGUAUGUGAAGCUAGAGGAGGAGCGCAGGCACCGGCAGAGGCUGGAGAAGGACAAGAAGAAGAGGAGGAAGAAGGAGAAGGAGAAGAAGGGCAAGCACCGCCGUCACAGCUCGCUGCCCACUGAGAGUGAUGAGGACAUAGCCCCUGCCCAGCAGGUGGACAUCGUAACAGAGGAGAUGCCUGAGAAUGCUCUUCCCAGUGAUGAGGAUGACAAAGACCCCAAUGAUCCCUACAGAGCCCUGGACAUUGACCUGGAUAAGCCUUUAGCUGACAGUGAGAAGCUACCCAUCCAGAAACACAGAAAUGUGGAGACCUCAAAGUCCCCCGAGAAAGAUGAUGUUCCUGUGGUAGAAAAGAAGAGCAAGAAACCCAAGAAGAAAGAGAAGAAGCACAAAGAGAAAGAGAGAGAGAAAGAGAAGAAAAAAGACAAGAAGAAGGGUGAGGACUUAGAUUUCUGGCUGUCCACUACCCCACCAUCUGCUGCUGUCCCCAUCCCUAUGCUGUCCAAGGAAGAGCUCACUGUGCACACUGUCACUGCCCAGAAGGAUGAGAAUGAUGGACCCAAGAAGAAGGAGCCAGAGGAUGAGGAAGACAACAUGGAGCAUGACCAGGAGAGGAAAUACUCCAGGCAUAAGAAGAAGAAACACAAGAAGGAGAAGGAGGAGAGGUCCAAAGAUAAGAAAUCCAAACACAAGCAGACUGAACAGGAAGAGACAGGGACCAUGGAGCCAGUGGAGAACGGUGCAGCUGAAGAGGAACCUAUCCCGGUGAGGCCAAUGUCCAGCUACUGCCUCCUUGCUGAGAAUUCGUACAUUAAGAUGACAUACGAUAUCCAGGCCAGCCUACAGAAGGACAGCCAGGUCACCGUGUCAGUCAUCCUGGAGAACCAGAGCAGCAGCUUCCUGAAGAACAUGGAGCUCAAUGUUCUGGACUCUCUCAACACCAAGAUGGCCCGGCCAGAGGGCUCCUCUGUCCAUGACGGUGUUCCUGUGCCUUUCCAGUUGCCUCCAGGAGUCUCCAAUGAAGCCCAGUUUGUGUUCACCAUUCAGAACAUCGUAAUGGCCCAGAAGCUCAAGGGCACACUAUCAUUCAUCGCCAAGGACAAUGAUGGGGCCACUCAUGAGAAGCUGGACUUCAGGCUGCUCUUCAGCUGCAGCUCAUACCUGAUCACCACACCAUGUUACAGUGAUGCCUUCGCCAAAUUGCUGGAAUCUGGGGACCUAAGCAUGAGCUCCAUCAAAGUUGAUGGCAUUAGUGUGUCCUUCCACAACCUUCUGGCAAAGAUCUGUUUUCAUCACCAUUUUUCAGUUGUGGAGCGAGUGGACUCCUGUGCCUCCAUGUAUAGCCGCUCCAUCCAGGGCCACCAUGUUUGCCUCCUGGUGAAGAAGGGCGAGAGCUCGGUGUCAGUGGAUGGAAAGUGCAGUGAUGCAACACUGCUGAGCAGCCUGUUGGAGGAGAUGAAGGCUACACUGGCUCAGUGCUGAGCACCACCCAGAGCCCAGCCUAUGGAGGACACCUGGUCAAUGGACACCAGAUCUGACAUCUCACCUCUCCUUUGUUGUGUACUGUUCUACACCUGAGCAUUAAUUUAACUCCAGUGUCCACUGUGUGACUUCCAAGGUCUUGUGUUGAUUUAUUUUAUUAUCCUUUUUAUUUUGACUCUUUGCAUUUCUUUGGCAAGAUGCUAGAUUUGGCAAGAUUCUAGUCCCCUUGACCAGCAAGGAGCAAUUCGGCUCUGCUUAUCUGUGCUGAGGGAUGACUUCUUCAAUGUGUCACAGAGGCCACCCGGGAGGUGGCAGGACCCUGGGUCAGCGCCUGGUGGCACCAGGGUGAUGGGUGAUGGGCAGACAAGGUAGGGCUGACAUAGCCCUGGUCUCCUGUGCUCCACACUGCCUCUGGGGGAGCCUACUGGCUUUUGCUUUUGUCCCUAAACAUCUUAACCAGUGGCAUCUGUGAAAAAGUGAACCAUCUGGCCAUCACAGAGCUUCUCUCCCCAGAACUCACAAAGAGAAACACAGUCAUGUGGUCAUGUUCACUAUCUGUGGGCUGGUGGGCUGGUAGCUGGACCCCUGAAUCCCCAGCCACAGGCCGAGCCAUGCACAGAAUCACUGAUAGCAGGGAUGAUCCCUUGUUUCCUUUUAUGUUUUGUUGGGCUCUGUUAGGGGUGAGCUGUAGAGUUGUGCAAUUCUUCGACCCUCUGUUGUCACUACAUACCACGAGGCCUAUCCCUGUAGCCACAGCUGUCUGAAGGAUGUGGGUGGGGUUUGGUGUAGAGGACAUGUGUCCUGGGUGCCCUCACUGCCUGCCCAGCUGACCAGACUGCCCUUGGGCCGCUUCCUGGGUAAAGCAGCAGUGGACAACGUGCUGGGACCCCAGUGGACUACUCUGCACAGCCAGCAGCCUGGAUGUUUGCCGUACCUUCCUUAGGUGACAGUCCUCCAUGACGUUUUAACUCCUUUGAUGAAAACUGUCACUGUAGCAUGUAGUGUAAUCUAUUACAGAAUCUCGUGCUGUGAUUCUACAACUUUGAAAUUGUAUGAUGUUACAUAACUUUGCUGUCGACAUUCCCAUAUAAAGAAGAGAGAGACAUAUCACGCUGCUGUAAUGAUUUUGUGUUAAGAUGAUCCAAUAAAGUUUGCAAAACAGACAUUCCAAUGGCACCUGUCCUGCCAGUGCCUGUGUGCCCUUGGCCGGGGUCAGCACCCAGUACAGGGUCCCAAGGUACUUUGAGACUAGCUAACAUUUCAGGAGGUGACUGUGGUUCCAAACACACCAUCUGGACUCUUGGGGCUUGGGUGGUAGCAGGUAAGGAAACCCUAGACCCCACCAGUGGGCACCAUAACCCAUUCUGGCCUGAAGAACCCACUGUGGAGCUAUGAUGGGGGAGUGGGAUCUACAGCCGGAAAAGACCACAGGACAGUGACCAGCCUCACCUCUAGUAACGUGCCAUACCUCUGCUGGCCUUACUGCCACUGAGUAGACAAGGAACAAGGAACAAGUAAU
This is a messenger RNA of Castor canadensis (American beaver), 5074 nucleotides long. Lineage: Eukaryota; Metazoa; Chordata; Mammalia; Rodentia; Castoridae. The record is from RefSeq and is a predicted model, not a curated record.